AUGGAGGUUGAGUUGGGACUCAAGAUCACAAGAACCAGAGAUGACAUCACUUCUGUUUCUGAUUUUCAAUUUGCCAAAGACAAAACAGGACCUGUCUUCUUGUCAACAGAAACUGAUGCAACCUUCAAGCUCACUGCACAUCUUAAAGGAUAUAAGAAAGAAAACAUUGACAUAACUAUAAGUAAAGAUGGUACUCAGAUUUCAGUGAGUGGGGAGAAGGAGGUGCAAGAAAUGCAAAUGAUACAGUUCAAGAAAGAGCUUAAAAUCAAAGGGUUUGCCAAGAAGUUUAAAAUCCCUGAUGGGGUGGUUUUGGAUCGGAUCAAGGCUAAGUAUAAUGAAGAGGAUGCACUUUUGACAAUUGUGAUGCCAAAAGGGGAAAUGGGAAAAGGAGGGUUUGGCAUUGAGGAAGUGAAGGAAGAAGCAGAGUCAAGUAUAGCAGAAGAAAAGGUUGUUGAUAAUAGUGUUACACCAGAACCAGAGCAAAGUUUAGUAGAAAAGGUUGCAGAUAAGACUGAAGAGGAAACACCACCAGUGAAGAAGCGUGGUCCCAAAAAACCAUGGAAGCCUUGUCCUCCUUUGUUUCUUGGAGGAUCAACCUUGCUUGUAUCUCUUAUAUUUCUUGUAAUACACUAUAUUAGAGUCCGAAAGAGUUGA
Molecule: messenger RNA, 654 nt
Organism: Abrus precatorius (Indian licorice)
Lineage: Eukaryota; Viridiplantae; Streptophyta; Magnoliopsida; Fabales; Fabaceae
Product: 17.8 kDa class I heat shock protein
Exons: 2
Coding region: 1-654 (217 amino acids)
Source: RefSeq, a predicted model, not a curated record